AAUCUGACAUAUCAUUUGAGUCCAACAGCUGAUGGAAAAUGGCCUGUCGCCGGUGGCUGGGGUCGGCGUUAAUACCCGCCGAUCGGUGGGUCAACAGUCCACCAGUUAUAGGAUUGUUUCAGUUAGGCAAAUGUGUGACCCAGAGGCGACUGAUACACAAACAGGGUUCUAGAAGAAGCGCCAAGUUUGGUUUCCUGUUUGACAUUGAUGGGGUGAUAGUUCGAGGAAAGAAGUUGUUGCCGUCAGCCAAGGAGACAUUUUCAAUAUUAACAGACAACAAUGGAGAGUUUCGAGUACCAUGUCUCUUUGUCACAAAUGCAGGCAAUACUCUACGACAAAACAAAGCAAAACAGCUUUCUGACUGGUUGAAUGUCAAGGUGCAUGAAGAUCAAGUCGUCAUGUCUCACAGCCCCCUGAAGAUGUUCCGCCAGUUCCAUGACAAGCAUGUCCUGGUGUCCGGCCAGGGCCCUGUUCAGGAGAUCGCUCGAGGUCUAGGUUUUACCCGCAUCACCACCGUGGAAACAUUACGCCACACCUUCACCAACCUCGACAUGGUCGACCACAAGCGAAGAAAAGCUGCUCCCUGUGCUUUCGAGCAGUAUUUUCCGAAGAUUGAUGCUGUGAUAUUGUUUGGAGAACCGGUGAGGUGGGAAACGAACCUGCAAAUCAUCAUUGACGUGUUAUUGACCAAUGGUAAGCCAGGACACACCCAGAAGGAAACUCUGUACCCCCACCUACCCGUCCUGGCCUGCAACAUGGACCUACUGUGGAUGGCCGAGGCGCCUAACCCCAGAUUUGGACAUGGAUGUUUCCUGCACUGCCUAGAAAGUUUAUACCAGAAAAUCACCGGGCGUGAGUUGAAAUACACAGCUUUAGUUGGCAAGCCGAGCGAGAUCACAUAUCACCAUGCCGACUACCUCCUCAGUCAACAGUCUCGCCUGCUGGGGCUAGAGGGAAUCAGCACCAUAUACUGUAUAGGUGACAACCCAGAGACUGAUAUAUACGGAGCCAAUCUCUACAACCGCUACCUCAGAAAGAGACUCAAGUCCAAAGAGAAGCGCCUGUCCGCCCAGGCCGUGGUCAAGCAAGCCGUUGCCCACGCCAGCGGUCAACAGGUGUCCGACAUGGAAGAAGAUGACGAUGACUCUUCCGAAGAGAUGGAGAUGCUGGAAUCACAGUCGGAGGGAGAAGAGUUUGUUGAUAACUUUGCCAAGUCGUGUGAAAGCAUUCUUGUAUGUACAGGUGUAUAUUGCACCGAGAGAGACUUUGCCACGUAUGGCGGCAAGAGGCCAUCUAAUCACAAUCACAGGGACUUUGUCAUAGAUCCGGAACUGAAACGGCCAUGCAAUGUCACUCAGAAUGUACUAGAGGCAGUUCAAAUGGUGUUCGAGAAAGAGGAAUUCAAUUGAUGAUGGCUCGAACAGUUAGGCAAGUUAGUGUGAUGGUUGUUCAAGUAUAGACCCAACACUGGUAGUUCCUGUGUGAGAUUCUGUCACAUGGCUGGUGAUUUAAAGGGAAACUUGUCUUUGUAAAAGCUUGAAUGUUUACUUUCUAUUAUUAUUAUUAUUAUUAUUAUUAUUAUUAUUCCUUUUGAAUCACCAGCCAGAAUUUACCAGUGAAACAUUGAUAGUCUGGAUGAUGCUGUUCCCACUGAAAGGGUCUGCAUCAGUCAGUAUGGGGAUCGAUGAUUCCUGACUGUGGGAUGAUGUCCUUUGUAUAUAUGUAGAUGUUCCCAACGGCACCGGAAACUAUCUGUAAAACAGUGUCCAGAUUAACAGGGUCUGAACUAAAGAGGUUUCACUGUAUACAGUGGGAUAUUUGGUGAAGUAGUCUCUCAUUAUCUCAAGAUUAACUUCUGUAUGUUAUCUCGAGGUAACUGUGCCUCUAAAAUCCUAUUUUUUUAUAUUUAAUUUUUAAGUUGUUUACAAUAGCUGCUGUUGGGCCUAUAUCUUACGUUAUGAAAGAACUGCUGAUUAAAUAAGUACAAAUAAAAUAUGUCCAAAUUUUAUUUUUUAAUAUUUUUUUAAGAUUUUAGUUUUAAGAUGAGGUGAUUCUGUGAUCCAGGUAAUAAAAUAUAUUUGGCCUUGUGUGAACCAGAUUUGUGAGAUGGAAGGGUUAUCUCAAUGUCACAGAUUCUAUUAAUCUCGAGAUAAUGAGAGAUCCACUUAAACUGAAGUGAAAAUGAAUCUCUUGCCCUCAAGAACCCAGUGGUGAUAAUGUUUGUGAUAGAUGAUAUUCUAAUAUAUAUUCAUGCUACGUGUUAUCAUUCUACAUGGAUUUAUUGAUUUGAGACUUGUAACAUUUGUUUUAAGGAAAAUAUGCAAUUUUCUUUGAAAUUUCAUGAAAUAUUUUUAAAAUGUUUUUUUUUCAUUUGAUUUUCUUUUUCUUUUAAUAUGUUAUGUUUGUAUUAAUUUAUGGAUAUUCCAGGUGUAGGAUUAAGAAUGGAUGUAGUCUAAUGGUUAAGUAAAAUGUUAUAUAAAUAAUUGUUACUUGUCAAAUACAUACAGCAAGAAUGUUUUACGAAGCAUUGAGAACCUAAUUCACAAUGGAAACUUACAUUCAUGUUCUCUUUGGAGAUCCUCAAAAUUAUCCUCCAACAUGGGUCUCAUAUAAUACAAAAUAAUAUAAACAAACUCAUUCCACUAUAACCUGUCUCGGAUGUCCAUAGAACUUUAUUCUUAAAUUGCAUUAUUUUUGGUACUUGUGUUUCACAUUGACCCAGUGACCCUGAUUUAAUAAUGAAUGUUUUUUCACAGCGAUAUUGUUAUCAAGGAGGCAAUUUUAGAUUUUAAUUUAAUUGAUGUUGGACCUGCAGUAGGCCUUUUUAAAAACCCGCAGUUGAUGUGAAACACAGUGUUAAAAAAUACUGCCAUAUUGCAAGGAGUCUAAGGAGGAUCUGUACAUAUGCUCCAGGAUAACUUGAGAUAGAUGGGUUCUAUCUUUACCGAUGUGGUUAGUGUUGGAUUUGGUUGUUACAGUGCCUGUAGUAUUUGUUAGAGAGAUUGUGUGUUAGAGUCUGGCUGUGAAGGUGUAGACAAUCUUUGUCAAUAGAGUAUGCACAAACCCAUCUUUCCGAAGUAAGUGCAUUAACUGAUUGUAAAAGUCCAGUUUCCACCCUUGCCGAACUGGGCUGGAAUUUGGAGUUACAUUUUGGCUGGGUUAACGAGUUUAUUCAUUGUCCUAUCAAAAUUGCGGAACAAAAUUGACACUGGAUUCAUAAUCACCAUGGCAACUGCCGUGCAGAUUUCAGUCAAUUGCAGGAUUUGCCAAGCAUGUGCACUGUCAACUUGGCAUCGACAGAUGUUUUCCAAAUAUUUCCAUGUUUAAAAUCUAGGUGCUCAAGUGAUUAGAUGUACUGCGAGAGGUAAAACCUGUUUUAUCAAAAUUAAGAUGGUGAUUAUCAAUCAGAUCGUCUAGACUGGGCACCACCCUUUUGUUUCAAGCAAAUGCAAGAGAAAGGAUGGGUGAAAUCUGAUUGGUCAAUACUAGUGACAUAGAAGGGACAUAACUCGUAACUGUCAUUGGUAGCUCUACGAUCGAGCCACAAAAUUCCAGCCUAGUUCGGGAAGGGUGGAAACUGGACUUUUAUAGUCAGUUAACGCCCUUACCUCAGGAAGAUGGCACAAACCUCAGAGUGGUGAGUCAUUAGGAGACUACUAGGAAGACGAUAAUUGUUAAGACAUUCUGUAAUAUUUACAGAACACAUUGUAGACUGGUGAACAGAUGUUUCAUGUCUUUCUCUGUAUGUGAUGUGUUUUUUUUAUGCAACUCUGCAUACUGUUUCAUCUUCCAUAACUUUUUACAAAUAUUUAUUUAUUAGGACAAAAAUAUUUUACCUGAGGACACAAUAAACUAAAUAUCAGAUGUUCUCUCAUUUGAUUGGUUGAAAAGUUUCGUCAAAUGAGCAUAACAUCACUUAAUUUUGGGGUCUAAUCACCGUGUAUGUAUACAUUUAUUUAUGGAACUACUUUUCACGACAGCAUGUUCAAAUGAAAUUUUAUGUUUAUCCAUUUAGCAUUGUAUCCUGCAAAUCUUACAAAACUAAAUGUUUAUGUCAUAAGUUAUCAAAUUUUUUUGGAUAUCAUAAGUAAACAAAAAACAGAGUUCAAUUUAGGGCCUCAUCCAUGAAACGAGAAAAUAUUUAGCAAGUGUCCAGACAAGGAUACAGAAGGUAGUUACUGGAGGGCAGAAGUUAUUGAUUUGUUAGGUGUGAGGUCCUUGUUACGCUGAUAAUGAUAAUCUGAUGUACAUAACUCUGAGGUUAUCUCAAUUUAUGAAUGUAGAAUGUUCGUGUGACUUUGUGUGAAUUUGAUGAUAGAUCAAGACAUGCAACAUGUUAUAUUUUAGCAUCAUCGGACCUCCUGUACAGAAUAUAUUUUAACUCACAAAUAUUCCUACUGACUAAUUUGCAGCAAGUAGAGUCUUGUGACGAUACUCUAGCCAGUUGUGAUUUACCGACAUUCCCUUAGAACCAUCGAUUUAGGGCAAUGAGCAUUUGUGAUAUCUCGAAACAAACUUAAGUCAGAGGUUUUCCUCAAAUUUGAGACAUCUCAGCAAAAUUAAUUUCCUGAAACAGUUCAAUUUUAAAAUUAAACUCAUUAAAAAAGCUGAAAAACUUGUGAGGUGACUUUUCUUGAGGCAAGAUGGCUGCCAAUAGUAGAUGUCAUCGCCAACUACAUAUAUAACAAGAUGGCUGCCAAUAGUAGAUGUCACGCCAACUACAUAUAUUACAAGAUGGCUGCCAAUAGUAGAUGUCACGCAAACUACAUAUAUAGCAAGAUGGCUGCCAAUAGUAGAUGUCACGCCAACUACAUAUAUAACAAGAUGGCUGCCAAUAGUAGAUGUCACGCAAACUACAUAUAUAACAAGAUGGCUGCCAAUAGUAGAUGUCACGCAAACUACAUAUAUAACAAGAUGGCUGCCAAUAGUAGAUGUCACGCAAACUACAUAUAUAACAAGAUGGCUGCCAAUAGAAGAUGUCAUCGCCAACUACAUACAUAAAAAAGGUUUGAGAAAUGCGACAGGGUUAGGAGCUCGAGUUCAAUUCUCAAACUCAGUUAAACUUAAGUUUGUUUCGAGAAAUCGAGAUUUCGUCUACUGGAUGCAGGCCCUCCACUGGAGGAGAUCUGGUAGUCUUCACCAUUAAUUAAGCAUGUAGUAAUAUGUUUCCUGAUCCUCACAAUGAAGGCACUGACUCUCUGUGUUCUUGAGAAAGAGUUGAUAUACAUUUUUUAAUGUGUGAACCUGGUUUGAUCUGAUAAGUUUUGUGUGAAAAAGUCGAUAACCCCCGAACUUCCUUAAAAAAACAAAAACAGAACCGUCGACGACCUGGCCCUUUACCUUAACAAUGUAAUUCUUUAUGAAGUUGUAUGUAAACGUUGUGUUACUUUGGGGUCGACAUAAAACGUGCUUCCAUCUACGUGAGUUGAUGAAACUGGAGCCUAUAUGCUUAGUUCCUGGUGAAGUGAAUUGCCAAUUACCCUUCUGCAUGUACAGUUUAGAGGUUGUUGAAAAUGUGUAUUUUUAUUAGUUUUUAUUAUAAAGAAGAAAUAUUUUAUCCAACUAUUAUCAUGUGCUCAUCAAUUUAUGCUUAUUGAUAUCAUGGAUUUACAUUUGAUUUAAGAAUGAAUAAAAUACUGUAUAUAUUUUAAGGCUUGAAAUGUAGACUACAAAGGAUUCUCACCUCACCAAGAAUCCUCUGUCUGACACCUGUGUGCAAGGAUUCUCAUGGCAAUUAGAAUAUGGGCCCUGUUCCUCAAAGUGAUCUUGGGAGUAUGGGAGUUACGAUCGUCUUAGCGCUAAGAUCGCUUUGUGGAAUGGUGCCCUGGUCCUGUUCAAUAAAGCAAUCCUAGCGCUAUGACUUUCAGAAGUCUAUGUUAAAGUAUGGGAUUUACAAUCGUCUUAGCACUAAGAUCGCUUUGUAGAUCUUGGGGGGUUAAGCUGGAUUAGAUACAACAUCCAGGUUUGCAGAAACAAUCAAUUGUCAAUCUAUUAAAGAAGGAAAAAUGAAAAACAUUUAAAGAAAUAAAGAUACAGUCGGGCAUUUAUGAUAAAAUGAUAGCUGAUGUUUAUUCAUUUUAUUCAGACUUCGCAUUUAUUUUAUUAUUACAUCUCUACCUGUCAUAUAGUUGAAACCAGGGCAGCAUUUCUGUGUCAGAAACCUCUUUGUCACUUAGCUCCAUCAACCAAUCACAGGCAGUGUAACAUGUGGGAUAGGGCUGGGAUGAGUCCCAAUUUACUACCUGGGGACACUGUAAUGACAUCUGUGAGGUUACUGGAGUGUCAGGAUCCAGAUUAUAGGAGGUUUUACUGUAAUGACAUCUGUGAGGUUACUGGAGUGUCAGGAUCCAGAUUAGGGAGGUUUCACUGUAAUGACAUCUGUGAGGUUACUGGAGUGUCAGGAUCCAGAUUAUAGGAGGUUUUACUGUAAUGACAUCUGUGAGGUUACUGGAGUGUCAGGAUCCAGAUUAGGGAGGUUUCACUGUAAUGACAUCUGUGAGGUUACUGGAGUGUCAGGAUCCAGAUUGAGAAGGUUUUACUGUAAUGACAUCUGUGAGGUUACUGGAGUGUCAGGAUCCAGAUUAAGGAGGUUUUACUGUAAUGACAUCUGUGAAGUAACUGGAGUGUCAGGAUCCAGAUUAAGGAGGUUUUACUGUAAUGACAUCUGUGAGGUUACUGGAGUGUCAGGAUCCAGAUAAGGGAGGUUUACCUGUAAUGACAUCUGUGAGGUUACUUGAGCGUUAGGAUCCAGAUUAGGGAGGUUUCACUGUAAUGACAUCUGUGAGGUUACUGGAGUGUCAGGAUCCAGAUUAAGGAGGUUUUACUGUAAUGACAUCUGUGAGGUUACUGGAGUGUCAGGAUCCAGAUUGAGGAGGUUUACCUGUAAUGACAUCUGUGAGGUUACUUGAGUGUUAGGAUCCAGAUUAGGGCGGUUUUACUGUAAUGACAUCUGUGAGGUUACUGGAGUGUCAGGAUCCAGAUUAAGGAGGUUUAACUGUAAUGACAUCUGUGAGGUUACUGGAGUGUCAGGAUCCAGAAUAGGGAGGUUUACCUGUAAUGACAUCUGUGAGGUUACUUGAGCGUUAGGAUCCAGAUUAGGGAGGUUUUACUGUAAUGACAUCUGUGAGGUUACAGAACAGCAGGGGGCGCCGCGAUUCUCUGUGCAGAGUUGCGUCCCUUGGGCAGCCAGAAACCUAUGAUUGUUGGUUCGAAUCCCGGUUCGCCCCGAUUAUGUUUCUAGGAAUGUCAGCACCAUACCCGUGCUCGUGGGUUUCACAGAAGUGGUAAACGUCUGAGACCUGCAUCACUUCGGGCUUUCCUCCCACAUGCUGACACGCCGCGAUAUAACUGGAAUACUGUUAAACCCAACUCACUCACUACAGAACAGCAGAGACCCGAUAAUGUUAUACAAAACAGUUUGUAAUAAUUACCCUGAUUAUCCUGAACAGGACGAUAGUAUUUUAUGGUCUUGUUUAAUAUUCUGUUAUUGAUCUCAAUCAUAACCCAGUGUUUACAUGUUGUUAAAUUUUGUUUUAAAAAAUCUUUUAAAUUAAAUAAGGAUUUUUUAAUACUGCAGGUACUCUACUACAUCAGUUUGAAAAUUCAAACUACAUAAGGGUUUACUUUAAAACUUAUCUAAAUAAACAUAUCCAUUUUAUGAAUUGACUGUAACAGUUAUGGCAUUUAUGGAACAUAAAAAUCAUUGUGAAUUCUGUGCAAAUCUGCAUAGUUAUUUUUAGCAUUGUAGGAAUCAAUGUUCUUGAAGAUUCUUCAACUGACGUUUGACACCAAAUUGAAAUUAGAUUCAUUCUUUCUUUGAAAUAUUGAUGUCAAAUGCCAGUGAUAGAACAUUAGGGACCAGUCAUUUAUUAUGCUGUUUUGGGAUUAGGAUAGAUUGAGAUGGCAAUAGGGGAGGAUCUUAAAAAUAUAAAUAAUUACAAUUUCAGGAAGGGUUACAUACAGAAUAAACAAAAACUAUCACAAUAUUACAAAAAGGAAGAAAAUAGUUUGCUUAGACAAAAAACAUGUCUGGUCAGGUCUUUUUAUAAGAAAUGACUAGUCCCUUACAGGAAGUCCUGUUUGUGUGUGUAUCAGGAAGUAUUCUUGUUUACCAAAGAUCAUGUGUCCAUCGAACAAAUAAAUAUAUAGUUUGCCAUGUGAAAGUAAGUGCCUGUUGUUCUUCUGUUCCUGAGAACAGAUCAUAAUGGAUAUGGCUAGCAUACAUACAUACUGGGGAACCCUGCUUAUCCAGAUGGUGUUUGGUCUGGAUUAAUAAAAUAUGAAUAACAAUUAUUUUCCCAACAGAAAUUAUUCUGGAAUGUGAUGUGUCCAGAUUAACAGGUUCCGGAUAAACAAGAUUCAUCUGUAUUCUUCAGAUUUAUUCUAAUUUUUGUUACAUAUGUAUCAUUAUAGAGAAUAUAACUGUUUUUAUAAAUAUUCUGUGUCAUAUACAAUGUAUAACUGUAGGGAUUUUCUUAAAAUAUAGAUUUAUAUUUUGUCUUUUGGGGGAAUUUUGAAAAAUUUGAAGCGAAUAUUAUUUGUUAGAACAAAUAUUAACAUGAUGAUUAUUUGUUUACAAAUUUUUUAGUUUGCUUGGGAAUAUUGAAUAAUCUGAAUCAGGAUAAAUUCCUUAUGGAUUUAUGUAACUGUGCAAUGGGACAAACCCAGGCAUUCCCCCUCCACCGCUAGCUGACACAUGGAAUACAACUCAUAUCAGGUUUCACAAAACAAUCGUGUGAAAUACGACACUCAAUUUGCAAAUGACACAUAUUUUAGUAAUAUAUUACUAAUUUAUUGACCCAGCUUAUCAGAGACAACAAGACUUGGUGCCGAAUAUGGAGUUGCCAAAAUAAUGACAAGAACAACUGUCAGGGUUGUUUUUAGGUUAAUUUUAUAAAAGAUUACAACUUACAUUAAAAAUUGUUCAAAAUGAGCAUAUUUUUAAUCAAACUUCAUUGAAUUAUUUAUUUCUUGCAUUUAGACAAGUUGAUACUAAAGAUGACAUAAUAAUUCUGAAAUAACCAAAUCUUGUGUUUCAUACAUGUACAUAGCAAGGUGUUUAUACACUACUCAAAAGAAGUUAAGAAAGACCCGAUUCUUCCAUAUGACUAGGGGUGGUCGGGUAGCCUAGUGGUUAAAGCGUUCGCUCGUCACGCCGAAGACCCGGGUUUGAUUCCCGACAUGGGUAUAAUGUGUGAAGCCCAUUUCUGGUGUCCCCCGCCGUGAUAUUGCUGGAAUAUUGCCAAAAGCGGCGUAAAACCAUACUCAUUCACUCACUCACUCCAUAUGACUAUAGUUAAUGUGUCACGGCUGGUGGGAAUUGCUACACACAGCCUUCAAACUGUGGGUGUUCCUUAACUUGUUUUGGGUGGUAUAUUUUCGUUUCUGAUAUAUUGGGUCUGAAUGUAGAGUUAUAUUGACACCUGUCAAUCAUAUUAUCACCCAAUCAUUACAAACUAUAUUAUUUUCUUUGAGAAAUGUAUCAACCAAUCAUUCAGCAUUAUAAGCACAUUGACACCUGUCUGUCAAGAAAAUCAUCCAAUCAUCUUCCACUGUUUAUCUUGAACCACUCAUUGUCUGUUUAUAAUGAUACAUGGACCAGUUAUUUUAGAUGAGUGUGUCUCCCUCACUUGUGUGUGUGUCAUGGCUGACCAUGGCAAGUGUCCUCCUAGCAAGUAAACUGUCAUAACAUG
Molecule: messenger RNA, 9692 nt
Organism: Haliotis rufescens (red abalone)
Lineage: Eukaryota; Metazoa; Mollusca; Gastropoda; Lepetellida; Haliotidae
Product: haloacid dehalogenase-like hydrolase domain-containing 5
Exons: 8
Coding region: 39-1409 (456 amino acids)
Biological process (GO): glycerophospholipid biosynthetic process
Cellular component (GO): mitochondrion
Source: RefSeq, a predicted model, not a curated record